Molecule: messenger RNA, 544 nt
Organism: Brassicogethes aeneus
Lineage: Eukaryota; Metazoa; Arthropoda; Insecta; Coleoptera; Nitidulidae
Source: the annotation of a GenBank genome assembly
ACGUCAAAAUUCUAACCUCACAAUUCAAGUAAACUACUCAGAUGCGAAUGUUGAUGUUUUUGCAAAAAAAUGAACAAAUUAGAAGGCACAGCACACUUGCUAGAUGAACUAGACAAAAAGUUGAUGGUAUUUCUUCGAGAUGGCAGGACUUUAAUAGGAUACUUAAAGAGCGUCGAUCAGUUCGCGAAUUUGGUUUUGCACAGGACGAUCGAGAGAAUUCACGUUGGGAAGGAAUAUGGAGAUAUCCCCAGGGGUGUUUUUAUUGUUAGGGGCGAGAAUGUUGUCUUGCUUGGAGAAAUUGAUGCAGAUAAAGAAGCCGAACUGCCUUUAACGGAAGUUUCAGUGGAUGAUAUUUUGGAUGCUCAAAGAAAAGAACAAGAAUUGAAGCAAGAACAGCAAAAAUUGGUGUCAAAGGCCUUGAAAGAAAGAGGAUUACAUAUGAUCGCCGAUUUAACUCAUGAUGAUUUGUUCUAAUUAUUAAGUACUCUUUUUUUUUAACUUGUUUUAUGGUAAAACUUUUAUCUCUAAAUUUAUGUUAUAAUUA